Messenger RNA from Xiphophorus hellerii (green swordtail), 2544 nucleotides. It is a transcript of the gene rasgrp4, whose product is annotated as RAS guanyl releasing protein 4. Bases 393 to 2411 code for a protein of 672 amino acids. Gene Ontology annotation, molecular function: guanyl-nucleotide exchange factor activity; calcium ion binding. Gene Ontology annotation, biological process: Ras protein signal transduction. The transcript has 17 exons. The record is from RefSeq and is a predicted model, not a curated record. Gene Ontology annotation, cellular component: plasma membrane. NCBI's taxonomy places the organism in Eukaryota, Metazoa, Chordata, Actinopteri, Cyprinodontiformes, Poeciliidae.
UCCCCUCUCUGCCAGAGUCAGUUCCUCCAUCUAAGAUGCUGACUUGUUUAUGUUGAAGGGAGACAAGUGCUUGAAACCUGCCAGCUCUUGCACUUGCACCCAAAAAGCUCGUUUCAGGCGCCUUCUCUAAACUUUAAUUUGUUGCAGGAAGCGGCAGCAUGAGGUCUGCUCUGCUGCUGAUUUGCGGUCGAUAGGCAGCAGCGAGAGACGGAGCAACAGGCCGGUUUCCUCGGGCGUGGAUGACUUCUCUGAGUGAGGCGGCCCUCAUCUCGCCCGCCUGUAAACACACACAACAGGAGGAGGAAGAGGAGCAGGAGGAAGAGUAGGGGUCAGCCAUGGAGCUGUAGCUCAGAUGCCCGAGCGGAUCGCCACCGGAGGAGGAGAGCGCUGCAAUGAACAAGACCAAGAGGAAACCCAAUGCUGAGACUCCCUGCGGGCUGAAGAGCAGGAAGCUGGUCCAGCGCCGGAGGAACACAUGCCCCAGUCCGCAGGACAUCAGCAAGGCCCUGCAGAGCCCCGGCUCUGCGCCCAGCGCCAGCGCCGCCAGCCUGGACGAGCUCAUCCAGCGCUGCCUCAACUGUUUCGAUUCGGAGGGGAAGACCUCCAGCUCCCGCGGUUCGCAGCUAGUCCACAUGACCCUGAUGAUGCACAGCUGGGUGGUUCCGUCUCAGAUGUUCGUCCAGAAACUCCUCACCUUUUAUAAGGAUUGUCCGGUAGACAAACGGGGACUGAGGCGGGCGCAGAUCUGCCACCUGGUCAGGCAGUGGAUCAGCCAGUUCCCGGCCGUUUUUGAGAAGGACCCCCUCCUGGAGCAGACCAUGGGGGAUCUGUGGGAGCUGGUCCGGCUGGACGGAGAAAAGACGCACUCGCAGCUCAUCGACACAUCCUGCCCAAACCCUCAUGUGAACGCAUCGCAGGCGCCUUCGCCCUCGGUGAAGAAGAGGAAGGUGUCGUUGAUAUUCGACCACAUGGAGCCGGAUGAGAUGGCCGAGCAUCUGAGCUACCUGGAGUUCAAAAACUUCUGCAACGUCUCGUUCCUGGACUACCGCAGCUACGUGGUGCGAGGUUCUGUGAGGGACAACCCGGCGCUGGAGCGAUCCGUCAUGAUGUGCAACGGCGUCUCGCAGUGGGUCCAGCUGAUGAUCCUCAGCAGACACACCGCCCAGCAGAGAGCCCAGGUCUUCACCAAGUACAUCCAUGUGGCUCAGAAACUGAGAGCCUUGCAAAACUUUAACACUCUAAUGGCGGUGACCGGAGGCCUCUGUCACAGUUCGAUCUCUCGCCUCAAAGACACGUCCAACCUGCUGCCCCCUGACAUCACUAAGAUCCUGAGUGAAUUCACAGAACUCCUCUCUUCGCGGAGCAACUACAGCAACUACAGGCGGGUCUACAACGAAUGCCGGGGCUUCAAGGUGCCCAUCCUGGGUGUCCACCUGAAGGACCUGAUCUCGCUCAACGAGGCGCUGCCGGACUACAUAGACGAGGAAAAGAUCAACCUGAGCAAACUGCAGCACCUGUACAGCAACAUCAACGACCUGCUGGCCAUUCACAGCUGCAAGCCGCCGUUCGAGGCCAACAAAGACCUUCUGCAUCUGCUCACGCUGUCUCUAGAUUUGUACUACACAGAGGAUGAGAUAUAUGAGCUGUCAUACAACAAGGAGCCCAAAAACCCCAAGAUUCAGCCUGUCGCUCCUGUUAAACCGCCGGUAGUGGCAGAAUGGGGAUCUGGGGUCACCCCCCGGCUCGACUCCGACACCAUCUCAAAACACGUCAAACAGAUGGUGGAUUCCAUCAUGAAGAACUACGACCUGAACCAGGACGGCUACAUUUCACUGGAGGACUUUGAGAAAAUAGCAGCCAACUUCCCAUUCACCUACUGCACUCAAGAGACUGACAGGGAGGGGCAAAUUAGCCGAGAAGAAAUCACCUCUUACUUCAUGAGAGGAAUGUCCGUCUGCGCUAAGCUGGGCUACAACUUCAACGAAACGCAUAAUUUCCACGAGACGACGUACAAGCGGCCGACGUUCUGUGACACGUGUGGAGGCUUCCUGUGGGGCGUCAUCAAACAGGGCUACCACUGCAAAGAUUGUGGGAUAAACUGUCACAGACACUGCAGGGAUCUGGUGCGGACGGGUUGCCAGAAGAAACACAAAAACACAACUGGGUCGUGUCCGUGCACUCCCGGUCCUGAAUCCAGAACCAAGGGCAACAGCUGGAGUUCAGAAGAAGAGACCUUCGUUUUCCCCGCAAGCAACAACACUGAACAAAACAGAGUAACGUCAGACUGGACACAGAACACGGGUGAUUCCACGCUGUCGGACCGCUCCACUCAGACCGACCCCGGGGUUUGGACCCCUGAGAGGAGGGACCGGAGGGGAAACCCUCAACUGUGUCGGACAUGCGUCCCCUGACAGACGGACCAAGACGCUGCCGCACCGAAGCAGAGGUUGCUCCAUGCCGGUUUCCUUCCUUCAGGACAAGCUGGACGAGCUGCAUCUGCACAAAGACAAAAGCCGAGAGCCGGACUGAACGCUCCUCUUUCUG